Molecule: messenger RNA, 1380 nt
Organism: Vanrija pseudolonga
Lineage: Eukaryota; Fungi; Basidiomycota; Tremellomycetes; Trichosporonales; Trichosporonaceae
Gene: MTP3
Product: Metal tolerance protein 3
Exons: 6
Coding region: 5-1261 (418 amino acids)
Cellular component (GO): membrane
Molecular function (GO): monoatomic cation transmembrane transporter activity
Source: RefSeq, a predicted model, not a curated record
CACCAUGUCCGACACAAUCACAGUCACCGCGUCGGCCCUCGAGGCCAGAGGCGAGCCCACGCUCCGCCCCUCGGCGGACAUUGAGCUCAUGACCGUCCCCAGCGUGCUGGGGCGCGAGUCGGGCGAGAGAGACCCGCUCCUCCUUCGGGACAAGAUCAUGUCGGACGCCGAGCUCGACAAGCUGCGUACCAGACGCACCAAGAACACCAAGCUCGCCGCCUUCUACGAGGCGCAGAACGAGCACAUUGGGAACCUCCUCAAGCCGCUCGCUGUGCACACGACCGACGCGGAGCAGGAGGAAAAGGACAUGGCGCUCAAGGUCAAGAUUGCCAUCAAUGUGUCGUUUGCCGCCAACAUUAUCCUCGCCGGCGUGCAGCUCUACGCGGCCAUCAGCUCGCUGUCGCUUUCUCUGUUCGCGUCGUGUAUUGACGCUGUCGACCCGUUCGCCAACCUCCUCCUGUACCUCUCGCACCGCUUUUCGUCUCGCGUCGACGAGCGGAAAUGGCCCGCCCAUGGCUCGCGAUUUGAGACGAGUGAGCCGAUGCAGGGCCCUGCCAAGCUCGGUCGGCCGAGCCAAGCUUUCGCUAACGACACAGUCGGGAACAUUGUCUAUGCGUUCAUCAUGGGUUCUGUGAACCUGGUGCUUAUUGUCAUGUCCAUCCAGGAACUUGCCACGCACAAGGGCGGCGAUGAGACCAAGACGUUCCACCUGAUCCCUCUGAUCUGCGUGUGUAUUUCGUGGGCCGUCAAGUUCUCCCUCUUCCUCUACUGCUACGCCAUCCGCAAGUCGUCGUCGCAGGUACAGGUGCUAUGGGAAGACCACCGCAAUGACAUCUUCGUCAACGGCUUCUCCAUCCUCACCAACGCCGGUGGUGCCAAGCUCCGCUGGUUCAUUGACCCGAUCGGCGCCACCAUCAUCGCGCUGGUCAUCAUGGGCGUGUGGACGCGGACGGCUUAUGAGCAGUUCACCCACCUCGCGGGCAUCACUGCGCCCACCGAGUAUGUCAACAUGGUGACCUACAAGGCCAUGACCUUCUCCGAGGACAUCAAGAACGUUGACACUGUCCGCGUGUACCACUCUGGACCCGACUACGUCGUCGAGGUGGACAUUGUUCUCGACCCCGAGAUGCCCCUGUGGAAGGCGCACGACAUCGCGCAGGAUCUGCAGGACCAGAUCGAGGCGUUGCCCAACGUCGACCGCUGCUUUGUGCACGUCGACCACGAGGUGUCGCACAAGCCAGAGCACCGCAAAACCAAGUAAACAAACCAAAACCGGCAGUCGUAGCCGGACCAGGCGGAUAUUUUAUAGACUCAGUGACUCCGCGCGUGGCCGUGCGCGCGCGAGGGGCACGCAAACGUGCUUGAUUUCUGCAUUCACAA